UGGGAGGGAAACUCACGUCACCUUUGCGCCUAUCAUAUAGCUCUGGGGUGCAGAAACCGGAAGUGACGUGUAUACAGCGCUCGACCUGAUCCAGCGGCGCGAGCUGCUCGAUUCGGCUGGUUGAUUUACUGCAGCUUGUCAUUUUCAUUGCAACCCAUUUCCCUUCAUCUUCGCGUUCGAGACGUCGAAGAUCUGUGUCCUCGAGCUAUUGGACGAAGCCCGGCUGAACCCUGUCCAGCUCGUUUAAACGGGUCGGCCGCUUACAGAUCGAUCGUAGAGACGGCUGUGAAACUGCCUGGUCCGGGGUGUCAGAAUAGGGAUCGAAGACGCUCCUUUCAUUAAACCGCAUGGCUAACUAAGGGGUAUGUCGGCGAAUGCGCUUCCUCUGGUGGGCUACGGCUCGUCGUCCGACUCGGACAGCGACGCUGGGGAGCAACGCCAGCAUGAGACGGAUGGACACAAUGAGAGUGGAACCAAAAUGAAGAGUCAGAAUUUGUUACUGGAGUCAGGAUUUGGGUCCAGUUCCAGUUCUGACUCUGAAGAGAAUCCCAACGUGCAGACUGGCCCAGAAGUACCAGUCGAGCCAGAGGCCAACGUCCCGGCCUCAGCAACACCACAGCCUGGCGGCAGACUGCCACCACCGCCCCCCAGUGUGCUGUUUGGCAGCAGCGUGUUUGCCAACCCAUUCAAAGAGCAGGCGGAGGAACAGCUAAGCUUCCUGCAGAAACAUGUGCCCCUGACCGCGCAGGCCCGGCCCUCACACAUAGGGGGCCGCGGCAUGUGCGUUGCAUAUCGGCGGGACGGCCGCUGUCGCUUUGGCAGCAGCUGCAAGUUUGCCCACGACAGCGACCUGCAGAUACCCGUGGACGGCCAAAGGGGCACCGUACCCAGCCACCAGAGCAAUCUCAGCAGCUCGGCCCAACAAAGCACGGCCAAGGAGCCAGAGGGAGACUCAGUGGAGGUACUGGAGGAAGUGGGGAGGAGGAAGAGGAAGGUGGGGCUGAGUGACAGUCUGACGCCCCCCAAGAAAGCCCUGAAACAGUACAAGGCACAGAGGAAGAAAGAGGGGCUCAGUCCGCUUUCUUGAGCACAUUAGACUUUGCCAUUUUAGAUGUGUACAGAUGACAGCUGAGACUAACAAUAUCACUGUAGGUGACUGUGAUGUCUCUUCCUAUAUGACUUCAAUAAAUGUUUCUAACAUACCA
This is a messenger RNA of Paramormyrops kingsleyae, 1205 nucleotides long. RefSeq lists its product as uncharacterized. The record is from RefSeq and is a predicted model, not a curated record. Gene Ontology annotation, molecular function: metal ion binding. NCBI's taxonomy places the organism in Eukaryota, Metazoa, Chordata, Actinopteri, Osteoglossiformes, Mormyridae.